Amoebophrya sp. A25 is the source of this 7096-nucleotide messenger RNA. The record is from the annotation of a GenBank genome assembly. Lineage: Eukaryota; Dinophyceae; Syndiniales; Amoebophryaceae.
UUUUUUAGUUUAGAGAAGACAUUAGCAUUGUUAGGAGUUUUCAGAAUAUUUACCGAGCAGUUUUAACAUCGAAACAAAAGUUGUAAGAAGAAUUUGUAAUGUAUGAUCCGAAACCCAAAAAUAUCCCCAUCCUUAUAUACGAAUAUUUUCUAGGAGUGAUGAAACAAACGUCUUUGAUGAAGCUAAGUACGUUGAUUCAACCAAUUCGUUGAAUCCGGAGUUGAGUAGAGAAGUUAAGGAGACUGCAAAAUAUCACAGUCCAUCUGCAAUCUAAGUGUCUUAUUUGCAACAGUUGUGUAGUAAUACUAAAAACAUAAUCAUAAACAUCAAACCUCCAGGCUAGAGCAAAAAGGGGCAAGUGCUUAUUUGUUUUUCCAGAUUACAUCAGCAAUUGAAAUAGUAGCAUUAAAGAGGAUUUUUUCAGUAUCUUCUUUGCACUUGCAGUCCACUUAUAGAAGUACCUAGCUGGAUCAUCGAUACCAAUACCGUAUAUGUCCGAAGUAAAAAUAUGACCCCAAAUAUGCCAUUGAAUUGUAUACCUUGCCGCCAAAAUCUACUUGCAUGUGCAUGUGCACGACGACGACAACAUUGCGCAACCUGUUCUAACAUCAUGAAAUGAUAGGAUAAUGCCUUUCAAUCCGUAAUUGUGUCGGCCUUUCAAUCCGUAAUUGUUUCGGACACUGCAUGUUUGUCUAAUUUUACCACUCAAAUUCUUAUGAUCACUCUAAAUGCAUGAAAAAAUGCAACAUUUUUCCCAAUAUAAAGUAAGAACUCGUCAGUCCUGUAUAAAUGUCUGCAGCUAGAAGUAAUGUUAUGCUAGUUAAUCCUCCAAGAAACUCUUUUAAAAUGCUAUGUCUUCUGUACUUUUUUUAGUCCUACUUCUUGUUCUUCAUUAUUCAAUCAAUCAUUAUCGAUCAACAAGUAGUAUCUUUCUCUCUUUUCUAGUAGUGAAAUUUAAGAUCCAUCUACUUCAGGCCAUGGCCACCCGCCAACAAGGCCAGACCGUGACUUAUCCUUAACUGUACUUCCUUUUACAUUGAUAUCAUUGUGAUUGAUUGUUUAUCCACCUUCAUAAUUUUACAUUUCCACGUUAUCUACUGUCAUAGAAAGUUCUUAGAAGGACCUCCAAGAAAGCGAAAUGCAACAAGAACGAAGUGGAGGUCUUUGAUGUUAGAGAACCACACCAAGUAAGAAAUUUUCUGCUGCGAGAUGGACGCUUUACUCGAGCAGAUCGUUGUGUUCGCGGGGAACCCCCGCUUGGGCGCAAUCCUCAGUCUUCCAGCCACGCUUUCCCCUGAGGAAAGACGAGAAGCGAAAAAGUUUGUUUCUUCACGAUUCCCCGACUCGCUUCAGGCCUCUACCUAUGGUGUUGGAGACACGAGGGCGAUUCACGUUCUGAGAACGAAUUGCGCGGAGGCGGAAAAGGCGGCGUUAGUACAGGUACUGAAUUGAGAACUCGUCCUACGAAAAAUUUGAGGUUUUAUCACUUUAAAAAACGCAACAAGAAUCUACUUAUCCCCAUCAUCUCCACCAUCAACAGACAACGUCGGCAUCUGGAACUACGUCUGGAACAAAUUCGUCUAGAUCGGUCAGCGCCGAAGAACUGCCUGCUCUUACUGUGCAUACGUCACCCACUGUGGAAUUGCGGCGUAUGGAGUUGGCGACUAGCAAACAGAAAGAUGCUGCAGCAGCUGAUGGCAACCCAGUGGCUGAGCAGAUUCUAGGUGCUUCGUUGCCGAGUACACCGGCCAUGGCGGGCUCAAACAGACGACGUGGGGGACGUGGUCCACUCCUUGGCGGAGGUGGGGAUAUGUUCGACCACAGUUUUGCCGUUAGUGUGAAGAACACUUUCCUGCACAUCAGUGAAGUAACUGCAGUAACGCUGGGCAUGAGCGGAAUGAAAACUUCCGGUGACGUUUCCGCUACAGACAACUACUUUCCAGUCUCUGCAUCAGCGCCACCGCGAUCCAGAACUGCACCUACUCCGGUAGGUGUGAACAAACAAGGAAGUGGUGAGUUUUUUUCACAGUGGGCGCCGGGUAGUUCAAGUACCUCAUCUUUGUCGCCACCACCGAUCAAUGCGUCACCUAUUUUACAACACCAGAACUCGAGGGGCAGCACAUCUUCUUCCAAAGGCCCUGGGAAGAACGGCACCAAUCCUGCAUCAAACCUGAACAUGUCGGCUGAUGUCUUCAUGCGGAAGUGCGCAGAAGAAAGGAGACGAAGAUUGUUGAAUCGCGCAGUGUCUUUUUCCACGUCGUGGAGUUCCAGUACUGGUUCGAACGUCCCCCACCUCAGCGGAAAUGGUACAAUAAGCGCACCAAAAGCUUUGUUCUUGUCGAAGGCUCGUGGUGAGCGUGAUGGACACGGGAAACUACAACAGUCCAGUAGUGUCUUCUCUUCGCCAGCUAUGCUGGUUGCUGAGACCGGAGCAAGCGUGCGACUCGAAAAAACAGCGCCACCAGGGCUUCUGCGUGAAGCAACAAGGAAUAUUUUGGAAGAAGCAUACGAAGCGGCUGGUCAGGAGGAGGAUGAAGAGGCAGAGGAAGCUGAGGACAAUAAAGGGUAAUAUUAAUCUGCAGGUAGACUACGAGAACUACUAGGGAUGCAAAAAAAAGAAGAAAAUUGUUGACAACAAGUCUUUCUUAUACUAGCACUAUUUUUCCGCAGUUGUAGUUGUACUUUAUUCCUGUUCUACUUCUUUCAGAACGAGUUACUGUAGCGAGUUUUUGUAUUAUUGACAUUCUCUCGUAUUUGAUCUUUGCUCGUUUAUGACAUGUUCUUGACAUCCAUCCUCAUGAUCACUCUACUUCAUCAGGCAACAAAAAACUGCAGAGCGCUCGCCGAAGCCAAGUUACCAACGAGCUGGCAGCGAUGCAGGUACUAAAUGAGUUUCUGUUUUGUUUGAGUCUAAUAGAUUCUGACAACAUGCCACUGACUUUAGUUUCCUGCACUCAACAUGAUGAAGAAGAAGAUAACCGUAACGCGCUAUCAGGAGAGUAGCUCACGACAGUAUGCUAUUGCAAUGCUGAAUAAUUUCUUCCAACCGAAACUCCAACAGAACUCGCCGCCUCCUUGAAGCAUCAUAUCGACGAAGCGCAACAGCAAGUCGCUGCUGGCGCUGGAAACGACAUCAGCACAACCUUCGACCACAUCCGUGAGUUAGAGGAGCUACUUUUGCGUCCGCCAGAAUGGAUGACCGCGAAACCUUUAAGAAACGAGUUCCUAAUUGGCCAAAUUGUGGAGCUCCAAGAUGUGAUCGAGCCCUACGCGGGUCUUCAGGGCGUGGUCUGCAACAUCGUGUAUGAGCCUGGAGGUGGCUUGUGCUAUGACGUCGCUCUCAACAAGCCAGCAGGUGCAGUGAUGCGCGUAGAAGAGAGUCGACCAAUGGAAGCGGUGGGGCAUGUCACCGCAAACAGCUUGAUGGGUAUUCCAGAAACUAAUUCUGGUUCUAGUGUGGAACAAGACACUAAAAACAACAAUGCCAAAACAUCCCAUGAUCUUCAACAAGUUGUAGAUGGAACAAGCGGAAUGAAUAGUGGGAAUGCAGGUGCUAUCACACUACCGUCUCUCACCAUGCCACCACCUCCGCCAGGGUCCUCGUCUUUGCCUCCACCUCUACCACCUGUGAUGGAGGAGUUGUGGAAUCAAGAGCAAGUUUGGCCAAACCUGACAAUUCCGCAAGGCAAUCUUCGUGCUGUCGCUGAGCCGUUCGUACCGAGUAACGUUAUGAUUAAGGCUACCGCUGGACCAUCCUCAACAUCAUCCUUGGCCGAUUUUUCAAGGAGAAAAAGGGACCAGGGAGGUUCUCGGGGAUGCGAGCGCGGUAGCUCUAAUAUGAUCAACGAACAAAGUAGCCACUCCGUUGCUCCUCCAGGACUGGAAUUCGAAGUACCUGUAGUACCCUAUAGUGCAACUACUGGUGCUGGUGGAGGUUACGAGAUGAAUUACGGCAGCUACUACGACCAGCAGUAUGAAGACGCGUUGAGAAGCUACAACUCUAGUACGGGUGGCGCUCCUUAUGCUUAUCUCCCAUCUCCUUACCAAAGUGGUACAGGAGUAGUACCUCCUGCUCCAGGCUUCAUCUAUCCUAGCAGCUCUUCUUCGACGACGUAUCCUCUCAGCUUGAACGACGCCUUACCACCACGCGGGACCGAAGCUUGUUUGGCUCAGAAGUACGGAGACCUAGAGCGGGUCUGGGCUGUAGGUGGUGUCCUCCGCGUCCGCGAAGAAAUCCGAAAACGUCUUCGAGCCAGUAGAGCUUCUUCGACAGGUGGUACAACUACUACCUCUGGUAAUGCUAGUGGUCCUCCAGGUGGUGGAGUGAUCAUCAGUAGUCGUUGGUCAGCAUUGUUUCAAGAUGACAAGGACUACAAUAGUUCUUAUGUCUCAGGAUCGCCAUCUUCGGGAACAAUGAUGCGUGCCAGAACGUCAGGAAUAACAGGAUCAUCUUUCACUAGUCCUAGUGCGACAAAGCAAACUUACAACUACCAAAAUGCGGUAGCUCGAUCUCGAUCCUCGUCCUCGGUAACCUAUUAUGGUCAUUUUUUUUUUCAUCAUUCUCGGCAUCUUGGUCCCCUUUUCCCUUGUAUUUCCGUGAAAUACAAGGUAUUAAAAGGGGUCACAAGAUAAGGGGGCUGAGAUGCAAUCUAGCAGACUCUAAACCUACAGCAACAACACUCCGGGAGGAGCUCCUCCUGGUGUCGGAGGUGUGUACUCGGCAUUUUCUAGUAGUAAAAACACAGUUGAUGGAACAAACACAACUGGGGCUGCAGGAGGAGGUAGUAGCAAUGCUGGUGGCGCGCCUUCUAGUACGGAGCAAGGGAAUGCUGGCCUAAGCACCUCUAAUAGGACGACGAGAGCGAACCUGACGUCUCCUCAGCAGCUGUCUAGCAACUACAGCCCACCACCGCGAUCGCAGUCACCACGCCUUGGGCUGGGAAACCGUAAUUCGCUGCUAGAGCGUGGUCUGGGGGGUUCUGCGAAGGAAUUAGCACCACCACCGCCGCCAAUUUAUCUGUCCUCAGGAGGAGAAAGCACCACUGUCGUGACCCCGCCACCGCCCGCCCUCGGAGAAUCCCAUUGAUGAUGAACAGGGAAUCUAAUCCACGCAGGACAAGACCACAGGUAAAACAAUUAAGUUGUAGAAAGGAGAAUUACAAAAACUAAAACUAGAUGAAACCGAAUUCGAAAUUAAUGCAUGAAUUGGAAAACUUUUACUCUUAAUGAUUAUAGGAAGAUUAUAUCGCUUUUAAGCCGAGGCCGACGCCGACCGCACUUGAAACUUUACUUUGAGAUGAUUUUCAACUAUAAGUAUUCAUUGAAGAUUGUGUUGAAGAAGAAAAUCCCUAAUCUUGUUGCACAUGACCUUAGUAACUUCUAAGUGGUAAAUCCACCCGUUAAGAUUAUCCAGAUGAUCAUUCGCUAAAUCUAAAAAGGGCUGCUGCAAUUGCGUGAAUAGUAAAACUCAAGAACAAAAGCAUCAUUAACUACAUUAUUCUUUGUGCCUCCAUCUGAACAAUCAUGUUUUUUAAGGUUCGUUGAUGAGUAAGUACCAACGAUAGUUAACAAUGAUCUAGAAAUUGAAUAUUAUAUGUAAGUUCUUCUUCUUGAUGUCCUAUAGAAAAACCAAACGAAAAGUAUCAACUGUCGUCCGGAAAUACAGCACGCUGCUCGCGAGAUAGUGAUUACUUAGAAGUAUGAAUUGCAAUGCAGCAGGAUGAUCUUCUGAUGUUUCAAUUAUACAUCGAUCAGGAGAGAGUUGCAUUUCCCAGCAGGGCUAGUGUGGGGGUUGACCUUGUAGUUUGCUGCCAUUGUUUGAAAGGGCGGUGGCAUAUAGUCCUAACUAAAAAAAAAAAUCUACGGUGGUCGCGAAUUGCCAUAACAGGGGCACACACAUGACAUGUGCACUUCUUUCAAAAAUGUUACCCAUUUUUAAUUUUAUUCCUGUAGUUUAUUCAAGAAAUCAGGUGAAUUUGUCGUGUGAAAUGAUAAGUGUGAUGAAAAGAGAAACAGGUGGUAGACACCUGCUGCCGAAGUUUGCGGGUUAUUUCUAGAAGAACACCCUGUUACGUAGAAGCACCGCCAAGAAGAUAGAGUCCAAGAGCAGGAUAAGGAACAUGUUGAACAUGACGAACGUUCACUGCGAGGAGAUCCUUCUACAUCUACCACGACUGCCCGCACGUACAGUGUGCAUAUAAUUUCUCUCUGUAGAAACUAGUUUUCUUUUCGCACACACACAUUUUUAACAUCUUGUUCAUCUUCAAUCAAUCAUUCCUAAUUCAUCUAAUCUAAAAGAUAAAUUGACCUCAGUCAAAAUGUACCAUUGCUUGCACUAUGCAAGAAUCAUGAUACAUAGAUGAUGGUGAAGGUGAUGAUGUACUAGAUGAAAUAAUGGCACGACCAGGAUCCCAACCGUAGAUUGCUUGUGCUGUUUCUUGGCCCACCAACACAUCUAAGUAUUAACACGGGAAAGUUGACGAUGUACUACUAUUACACUUGUAGAAGAAAGUACUUAGCUGAAGCACGCGCCGGUGGAGGUUGUGUAUUCAUCUAAAAGGUACCCUUGUUGUGCAACCUCGAUUAUAGUUUUCAUUUGUAGUUGUAGUGUGACUACUACAUGUAAUUGUAGUUGGAAGUUGGAAAAAACUUUAGUAGAUGAUGCAGAGGAGAGUGAGAUCAAGAUCUUCAAUCACAAAAAUUGUACGGCGAGGAUACUAGUUUCGCUGUAGUUUUCGUACUAGUACUGCAACAUCGGUUGGUAUCAGAGCAUGCUACAAUCUAAUCAGACGAGCUUUAUUCCCAGAAAACACCACUUCAAACUCAGCAAGGUGGGGGUAAGAUGGAAGCGCUUUCCGUCUCCAUCAGCAGGAAGGAGACUAGAACUUUACCUUAAAAAAACUCCCCUUGAAGAUAGCCUUGAAGAUAAUCAGCAUAUAGUCCUAACCUCUUUUUAAGCCUGCAGGAAGUCAUGUGUUUGUCCCAUUUGCUUGACGUUCCUAUUGUAAGCGUAGCUUCUUUCAAAUCUUUGUGCACUUUCUCGUUCUUCAUCAGGUCCUCCAAUCCGAUCAUGAUUGAAGAGCAGACCCGUUUGGAU